UGGCCCCAUCCGCCCCUGUACCAGGAUGAAUCCCGCGCAGGGGUCACAGCCCCGAGACGCCAACCAGCGCCAUCCGAAGGAGGAGACGGACACGGAGGGCGAGGAGCCGCCGCAGCCCAAAGACAUGACGACGGAGAAGGGACCCAAGCUGCAGCGGAGCAGCCUCCCGUUCAGCGUCGAGUCGCUGAUUUCCAAGAAGAACACCUGUCGGACUUCUGGCUCUGCCUGUGAUUCGGCCGCGCUGCUGCCGAAGCCGGCCGCCGCGCAGGGCGCGCGCUUCUCUCCAAGGACUUUUUACGCGGAGAGGAGAGUUUCCGCGGAGGGUUCCCAGGGAGUUUCCAGAGGUUCCUGCGAGGACAGUCCGCAGUUUUGUGAGAAAGAGCAGAGCACUUGGUUCCAGGCUUCCUCCUUUUCUUCACCUCCUCGGAGCUCCAGUCCCACUCCGUGUACUUUAAGGAAACACAAAAACAACAGGAAACCUCGCACACCCUUCACUACCUCCCAGCUGCUGGCCCUGGAGCGCAAGUUCCGCCAGAAGCAGUACCUCUCCAUCGCCGAGAGAGCCGAGUUCUCCAACUCCCUAAACCUGACGGAGACCCAGGUCAAGAUCUGGUUCCAGAACAGGAGAGCCAAAGCCAAGAGACUGCAGGAGGCCGAGCUGGAAAAGUUUAAGCUGGCCUCCAAGCCCGUCCUGCCCGCCUUCGCGCUGCCUUUCCCCCUCGGAGCGCACAUGAGCUCUCCGUCUUGGGGCGCGUCAAAUACCUUUCCGAGGCCCACUCUGCCGGUCCCGGGACUCUUCAGUGGACCCGUCACCUAUGGGAUGUACUAUUUGUCUUAGUAUUUAUGGUGAGUGGAGGGUGAUGGCUACAACUCUGUGAAGAUUUUGUAAUAAAAAUAUAUUUUUUCUUUAAAUUCUAAGAGCGGUUAUGGGUGAUGUGGUGUGCGCGCAUCCAUCACUUGGGGAUUCUCAGUCCUUGUUCCACAAAAGUUCAAAAAUAAGUUUGCCUCGGACUCAGAAAGGAAACCCACUGAGCUCCGUGUCAGUUUGUGAAAUGAACAUUUUUAAUGAGUCCGGACCUGAAGGAAAUAACCCAAACUGUGACGCAGGAAGAAAACGCAACACAAAAAGUACUUAAAAGAGUGUCAAUGCCUCAAGACCACGUCUUCAUUAUCACUUGAAGUAUUUUAUUUCCUACUCAGAUUUGACUCUUUUCUAUCAUCCUCUUGUGAAACUGCAGCUUUCCAGAACUGCUGCUGAUAAUAUUUUUUCUAGAUUUCUGACACAAAUUCUAUAUUUUUUGUUCAAAAAAAAAACAGGACCAAAUUAUAUUUUAGAUGAAUGCAUUUAUUAGUUUUUUAACUCUCACAAUGUGGCCUUUAUGAGACUGUUACCAUAGAUGUUCUCUUUGGAGAAUAUUGCUGUAAAUGUAAAUGAAAUUUGUUUAGUUCUCACAAACCCUGCAGCCUUCCUUGAGGAGCAGGGAGAGUUGUAUUUAUUGAAUGUCUCUGUAUCUGUACUGUGUACACACAUCAGUCUAUCUAUGUAAAAACAGAACAAAAAAAAUCUUGAUUUAGUAAAUAAACAUUUUACAUGAAA
This is a messenger RNA of Austrofundulus limnaeus, 1597 nucleotides long. Its product is annotated as homeobox protein MSH-C. The record is from RefSeq and is a predicted model, not a curated record. Gene Ontology annotation, cellular component: nucleus. Gene Ontology annotation, biological process: regulation of transcription by RNA polymerase II; embryonic morphogenesis. The transcript has 2 exons. The coding region runs from base 26 to 838 and encodes 270 amino acids. Lineage: Eukaryota; Metazoa; Chordata; Actinopteri; Cyprinodontiformes; Rivulidae. Gene Ontology annotation, molecular function: RNA polymerase II transcription regulatory region sequence-specific DNA binding; DNA-binding transcription factor activity, RNA polymerase II-specific.